AUGCAAUUCAAAAAGUACAUCCCCAAGUGGCUACAGCCUGUCGAUGAGCCACAAGCACCCAUCAGGAUCUACGAUGUCCCCGUCGUGGACCUCUUCCACCGGAAAAAUAAGCGCAACAGUGUUGACUCUCAAGCAUCAACAUCGACCGAAGCAUCAGCCACGGCCACAGCAACGGCCCCUACCGAACAGAGGCGAAGCAGCUGGCACCCCUUCAUGGCCUUUGGGCGAUAG
Messenger RNA from Exophiala mesophila, 231 nucleotides. RefSeq lists its product as uncharacterized. NCBI's taxonomy places the organism in Eukaryota, Fungi, Ascomycota, Eurotiomycetes, Chaetothyriales, Herpotrichiellaceae. The record is from RefSeq and is a predicted model, not a curated record. The transcript has a single exon. Bases 1 to 231 code for a protein of 76 amino acids.